Messenger RNA from Macrobrachium nipponense, 1622 nucleotides. Its product is annotated as bifunctional endo-1,4-beta-xylanase XylA-like. NCBI's taxonomy places the organism in Eukaryota, Metazoa, Arthropoda, Malacostraca, Decapoda, Palaemonidae. The transcript has 4 exons. The coding region runs from base 240 to 1130 and encodes 296 amino acids. The record is from RefSeq and is a predicted model, not a curated record.
UGAAGAGCUCAGUAGUUGGCUAGUGUCUGUAUACAGUAGACCAUCGUAAAGCUGACAAGAACAGUGGAAGACAUUUUUUGACCGUCUGUGGGGGCAUUCCUUCCCUGGGUCGCCCAGUUCUGGGUCCUCCAGUGUCAAAUCCUCCUAGGACGUUUUGCAAGCUAAUAGGAGUGGUUCAGUUUUACUAGGAAUAUCGGUUACUGCAGGAAUCUAGCCUUUGAGAAAUUCACUGCUGGAAUAUGGCAUUCAUGAAGAUUUUGUUAAUUUUCCUCCCUCUUCUCCACAUUGGAAUUUGUAAGCCAUUCGACGAGGAUGCUGAUGAUUCAGGAGCAUGGGACUGGCUAGGUCCAGAUUAUGGAUCAGAAAACGGAAACAACAACAAUGACAAUGACAUCAAUAACAUCUGGGGGGAGGACACGUGGUCUCCCGGCGUGAGUACCAAUGGCCCGGAGGAUUACAGCGACAAUAACAACUGGUGGAGUAAUAUCUUCAGCAGUGACUGGUGGACCAGCGACGGGAAUACUGACUGGUUCAGCGGGAACAGCGACGACGACUGGUCGAAUGGAAAUCAGCAGAACGGGAACAGCAACAGCAGUAACAACGAUUGGUGGAGCAGCAGUAACAGCGAUUGGUGGCAUAUACCCAACAACUUCACCCAGUGGAACAACUCUGGGGAUUCAUGGUGGAGUAAUAUUAGCACCAUAGAGAAUGGUAACGACACCAUUAGCUGGAGUGUUAACAUCUUGGGGCUGUGGCCUGAGGAUAUCAAUGGCACUACGGUAAAUCAGACGAACGCGAACCCAGCGGGAAACUACAUCAACAUAACAAGCCCGGCAACUCCCUGGACUCUGGCAAAUGCCACAUCAACGCCCUCUUCAGUAGGAUCAAAUACCACAGCAUCAGCUGGAUCGAGUAACAUGACACUUAUUGACAAAUCCCUCGCGAUGUCAAGAACGACCACCGCACCAGGAACAAAUACCACAACCCCUUCCAUUGCUACGUUCACCACAGGUUCAAAUGCUACAAAUGUUUCCACCACUACAGUGGCAUCAUCAUCUACAGUAUCAAACGCCACAACAACAGUCAGUGGAACUUCCAGUACAACAGCAAAAGCUACCGCAGGAAAAUGAAUUACCAAGGCACCAUAAACACCAUGGCACAAACACCAUCAGCAGAAAGAUAAGAAGUAUUAAGAAGAUGGUUGUUUUGGUAUGACAAUAAAGCAAGACACCCUAUCACUUUCAUAGUUUUAUCAGUACACAAUCUUAUACAAAGUUAAAUAUUUAAAAUGUGCUUAGCAAAAAAAAAAUAAAAAAAAAAUAAAAAAGACACUAACAAGACUGGAAAAUGUUGACAUAAUUUUCUCGUUCAAAUGCUAUUAAUUCUAAAAGCUGGAUGACUUACUCGUCAGCUUUCUGUUUCAUCAGGGCAUAAAUAUUACAUUAUUUUUAAAAAGUAAUACAUAGCUACUUUCAUUUUGAUUUUUUUCACAUUUUGAGUAACAGAAUGACCUCCAUUAGUGGCCUGUAUCAUAGGGUAUUGUUAGUUGUUUUUCGUUAAUCAUUUAAUAAUAAAAACAUUUCAUUUUCAAAAAGAAUAUGGAAAUAAAUUUGAAGAAUGCA